Messenger RNA from Cornus florida, 2127 nucleotides. Its product is annotated as 5-amino-6-(5-phospho-D-ribitylamino)uracil phosphatase, chloroplastic. The coding region runs from base 758 to 1906 and encodes 382 amino acids. The record is from RefSeq and is a predicted model, not a curated record. Lineage: Eukaryota; Viridiplantae; Streptophyta; Magnoliopsida; Cornales; Cornaceae. The transcript has a single exon.
UCUCCGCUCUCUCUCUCAACCACAGAAACAUAUUCGAAGAAGAAUCUAAUAUAUCUCUCUCUCUCUCCAAACCUGCUAUCCAAUCUUCAAUCAGCGGUUGGCUUCUUCCCUGGUUCUUCUUCAACUUUUCCUUCUCUUUUCCCUCUCUGUAAAUAUAUAUAUACAUGUAAUUGAAUUCUCUUCCCACGAAUUUCAGAUUUUAUUCUUAUUUGGUGUGGUUUUGAAGCUGUAAAUUGUCUGAAAUUUGGUGGGUAUAUUCUGUGUAUAUAUUGUUAUCUCGUUAUUAUUCAAUUUCUCUUUCUGGGUCUGAAUUAGAGGCUUCUUAAGUUGCUUUAAUUUCUUAAUCUGUGUCCUGGGUUUAUUGGAUUUGCUUAAAUUUGGGUUCGAAAGGAAUGUUCAUGGUAGUAAUUUGAUGUUUAUUUAAUAAACCCGGGAUAUUUGCAAUGAAAGCUGCUCGUACUUGAGAAUAACUUGGUCUAUCUCACAAAAGCUGCGGUUUUAUAUCUGAAGAAAUUGAGCUAUGCUUGUAACAUCUUUAGCUCUAUAGAUUUAAUUGAUUUCAGCUUGGCCCUAUUUAAUUGUUCAAUAACAUAGAAGUAUAUUUGUGAAGUUAGGGUUUGAAUUCCCACUUGGGUAGGUUUGAUUGGUAGCAAUAGGGCCAAGUUUGGUUGAUAGCAAUAGGGCCAAGUUUGGUUGAUUUUGAGCUAGAAAGAGGUUUCUGACAUAAGGGUUCAGAUUUUGCUAGUUGUUGGUAAAGAUGGUGGAAUCAAUUACUGCAACAUCCAUUUUAGGGUUAAGACCAGUGUGUGGAGGAUAUUAUGGUAAGGAUGUCCCAACCAGAAGGAAGGUUGUUCAGGUUUGCAAGCUCCCAGUUACAAAAUUUAUUGGUAGAAAGCUUUCUACUGUUUGUUCUCCUUUGCCAAGAUUGGGAGCUGUUAGGUUAGCAGACAGGUCAAUCAAGGCUCAAGCAAUGGAAUUGGCGAAAGAGGCAUAUUCAUAUAGAGAAGAAGAAGAGAGAAUUGAGAGGGACUUUAAGUACCACCUUGAUACUGUUGUAGAUCGAAAACCAGGGUUGUGGCCUCCCGAGAACAAGGCCGAUAAUGCUUCACUGCAUAAUCCGUUGCUCCGGCAAGAAAGAAUGGGUUGUGGGUGGUUAGGUGCGAUAUUUGAGUGGGAAGGGGUGCUAAUUGAAGACAACCCUGAUCUCGAGAAGCAGGCCUGGUUGGCUCUUUCUCAAGAAGAAGGGAAAUCCCCUCCCCCAACUUUCAUACUCCGUCGAAUAGAAGGGAUGAAGAACGAACAAGCAAUAUCUGAGGUUCUUUGCUGGUCAAGAGACCCAUCUCAAUUGAGAAGAAUGGCUUCUAGGAAGGAGGAGAUUUACCAAGCUUUGCAGGGUGGGAUAUAUAGCUUUCGAUCUGGCUCUCAGGAGUUUGUGAACAUCUUGAUGCAUUACAAGAUACCAAUGGCAUUGGUGUCAACCCGGCCAAGGAAAAUAAUUGAGAAUGCUAUUGGGGCCAUUGGGAUUGAAGGGGUCUUUAAUGUGAUUGUAGCCGCUGAGGAUGUUCACCGAGGGAAGCCUGAUCCAGAGAUGUUUGUGUAUGCAGCUCAGCUUUUGAAUUUCAUACCUGAGCGUUGUAUUGUGUUUGGGAACUCGAAUCAAACUGUGGAGGCUGCCCAUGAUGUGCGCAUGAAGUGUAUAGCUGUUGCCAGCAAGCAUCCCGUGUAUGAGCUUGCUGCAGCUGACUUGGUGGUGAGGCGCCUAGACGAGCUCUCAGUGGUUGAUCUGAAGAAUCUUGCUGCUAUUGAAUCUGCGGAGUUUGGUUCCAGUGAGCCAGAAUUGGAGAUGGAGGAAGAGGAAGAUAACUCAUUUCCAUCUUCAUCGGUGGCUGUUGAUGAUUUCUGGUAACCUCUUUCAAAUGUACAGUAUGUUGUGCUUUCAUCUGAUUCUUGAUGAGAUUAUAGUUCUAUAAUGGUUAUCCUGUGUAUAAGAAUAGGAGAGAAAAAUUAAAGAAACCAAAAAAGGUGGUCUACAUUAGACUACCAUUUAUGUCAUCAUGUAUGUAUAUCAUCCCUAUAAUGUAUAUGUAUGAGACUUCAUUACUAGUUCUGUGUUUCUUCUGAUUUUAA